This is a messenger RNA of Oncorhynchus keta (chum salmon), 5240 nucleotides long. RefSeq names its product sodium/potassium/calcium exchanger 2-like. The transcript has 10 exons. The record is from RefSeq and is a predicted model, not a curated record. Gene Ontology annotation, molecular function: calcium, potassium:sodium antiporter activity; calcium channel activity. Gene Ontology annotation, biological process: long-term synaptic depression; calcium ion transmembrane transport; long-term synaptic potentiation. Bases 324 to 2228 code for a protein of 634 amino acids. NCBI's taxonomy places the organism in Eukaryota, Metazoa, Chordata, Actinopteri, Salmoniformes, Salmonidae. Gene Ontology annotation, cellular component: membrane.
AAUUUUUAGAGCAGAUUUACAUGAGCUAUUCAGUCCACAGUCGGAGCCUAAAGGAACUUGUCACUCAGGAUUGGCUUUACUGGCAAAUUCUUCGCCACCUACCUUAAUUUCUUCUGUACAGCGUCCAAAAGGAGACUGCAAGUGUGACACUAAUAUGAGGAAGCCUUUACAUGCCCCAGACCCUGGAGAACAUCAGGAGCCAGUCGGUUGUUGUGUUUAGAAGACUAUGCUCUCCUCGACACCGUAAGGCAAGUGCUCGUGCUAAACCAGCCAGAGCAGCCUCACAGCCAGCCUGAGCCUCAGCCUCCACCUAUGCAACAGCGAUGGAAUUGAUGCUCCCAGGUGCUGACAUGGGGCCCCAGAAGGACUCCUUCCCCCUGAGCAGAAGGCAUCACUACCUCCACGUCCGGAGAAAAUUGAGGCCCAUAAGGAUUCUAGCUUUCGUCCUCAGCAUUGUGACUCUCAGCACAGUCUUCUCAUUGGGUGCCUUCCAGUGGACUACUUCUUCUACUGGGCGUGAUGGAAAUGGAGGUGAUCUACUUUCCUCCUCCCCCGCUGCUAUGUCCGGGGGAGACCUACUGCAGUCGGCCCCCCGCAGAACACUGCUCACCACCAAGCACCAGGGAGGCCACAACGUCUCUAUGAUGGAGGACAUGCCCGUGGCCAUGAAGUCUUCCAUGGAUGAGAUGAACCAGGGGGACUACCCCACGGAUCUCUUCAACCUGGAGGAGAGAAGGCAGGGGGCUGUGGGUCUGCACAUGUUUGGGAUGUUGUACAUGUUCAUCGCCUUAGCCAUUGUGUGCGACGAGUUCUUUGUCCCGGCCCUAACUGUGAUCACAGAGAAACUUCAAAUCUCAGACGACGUUGCCGGGGCAACCUUCAUGGCGGCCGGGGGUUCUGCCCCGGAGCUUUUCACUUCCGUCAUCGGGGUGUUCAUCUCCCACAGCAACGUGGGCAUAGGAACCAUUGUGGGUUCGGCCGUGUUCAACAUCCUGUUUGUCAUCGGGAUGUGCGCGUUGUUCUCCAAGGAGGUUCUCCAGCUGACCUGGUGGCCCCUCUUUAGAGAUGUCUCCUUCUACAUCAUUGGUCUGUUGAUGCUCAUCCUGUUUUUUUUGGAUAACCAGAUCUUUCUGUGGGAAAGUAUCGCCUUGCUGCUGUGCUACUUGAGUUAUGUGACAUUUAUGAAGUUCAACGCAAAUGUAGAGACCUUCAUAAAGAGUAAAUUGGGCCAGAAUCAAGUGGAUGAGGUGGAGGCCGCUCCUAAGGCAACCACGGGUGACGACGAAAACAAGUUGACGGCCAAGCCCCGUCUCCAGAGAGGAGGCUCAUCAGCCUCCCUCCACAACACCCUGAUGAGGAAUAGCAUUUUCCAGCUCAUGAUCCACACCCUGGACCCUCUCAGUGAGGGGGAGGGACUGGGGGGGCGAUUCAAAGAGAAGGCCUCCAUUCUCCACAAGAUGGCCAAACAGAAAUGUCAAGAUGGCGGGGAUGGGGAAAAACCCAACGGUGUCGCAGACAAAAACAUCCCCAACAGUUCCAACGUCACAGUGGAAGUCACUUCACCUGCAAAUGGCGACGUAGGACCGGCGGAGGAGGAGGAAGAUGAGGAUGCUCCUCUGAGUUUGGAGUGGCCGGAGACGAACCGCAAACGAAUAACGUAUCUCCUUAUCCUCCCCAUCGUCUUCCCCCUGUGGCUCUCUCUGCCGGAUGUCAGGAGAGAGACUUCCACAAAAUUCUUCCCCAUAACUUUCAUUGGUUCCAUCUGUUGGAUUGCUGCCUUCUCCUACCUCAUGGUGUGGUGGGCUCAUCAGGUUGGAGAGACCUUCUGGAUUACAGAGGAGAUCAUGGGAUUGACCAUAUUAGCAGCUGGUACAUCAAUUCCUGAUCUAAUCACCAGUGUCAUUGUAGCCCGGAAAGGCCUUGGUGACAUGGCUGUGUCCAGCUCUGUGGGCUCCAACAUAUUUGACAUUACCGUGGGCCUGCCGUUCCCUUGGCUCAUCUACGGCCUGGUCAAUGACUUCAAGGCGGUGCAGGUGAGCAGCAACGGCCUGUUCUGCGCCAUCGUGCUCCUCUUCCUCAUGUUGCUCUUCGUCAUCAUCUCCAUCGCCUCCUGCAAGUGGAAGAUGAGCAAGGUGCUGGGAGGCCUCAUGUUUUUACUGUACAUCUUCUUCCUGGUAACCAGCGUCAUGCUGGAAGACAAGAUCAUCAUGUGUCCCAUCUCCAUCUGAAGGCCCCUCUUCAACCCCAACCUCCUGGAAACACAAACACACCUUCUCUCUCUCACACACACAUACAGUACACACGAUCAAUUGAUCCUCCCGUUGUCAAUGGAGGCUUCCAUUGGGAGGAGCAGUAGAAAACUAGCAUGACUUGAUUGAUUGAUUCCAAAUGCCUGAGCACAACCUGCAAAUGACAAUUUGUGAACUUUGAGCAGGGCAGACGGACCUGUCGAUGAGGGAUUGAUUCACGACGCUACUGCCCAAUGGGAUGGGUUUCUCCCCACAUCACAUGACCACAUCUGAGAGCUUCCAUUGGUUUAAAUCUGUCGUUGACUGACAAACAGGCGAUUGUAAUCACGUCCAUGUCGGAGAGUAGGGGACCACGUCUGGUUACUCUAAUCCAGAGGACUAUGUGAUAUGAUUAGAGAAUAGAUUUGAAUAUGUCAGGUAUCAACUGUCUGUCCGUCAAAAACUUUGAUGGCUGUAUGAAGUGGAGAUCUGGAAAAAGGUCCUGCAGGUCCUAACCAGAAAGUGGAACCUGGCAGAGAAAUGGAAGAGAGGUUCAUCAGAUGCAAGAAAUAUCAAGGCAUGAGGAACAUGGUUGGAUCCACCAACAGGUAGAUUAAAGAGCAGCGCCUCAGCUUUCACAGAGUUUACCGAACUCUAGUAAAUCGCGAUCAAUUUGCACAGGUCCUUGCUAUAAGAGUGUCUGAGGAUUGCGUGGAUCAAGCGGAAGUGUUUUUCUUGAUUUUUGUAAAUUAGUUUUCAGUUGUAUUUAUAUUACAAUUGCUUAAUUUGCAAAAUCACAAAGAUUUUUGUUCUCAAAUCAAAAUCUAGAAUUUGUACAGUUCUGAUUGGGCUUAUAACUGUUACAUGUUUGUAUGGACUUGCAAAGUUUGGAAAGGUAAAGGUGUAAAUGAAGAGAAAAUGGUAGUAAUAUGACGAGGGUGGUUUUGUUUGGGACAAUUUUGUGAAGUAAAUAUAAUGUAGUAUUUCUAAUUUAUCUUCUGUUUCUUAAACCCAACCCAUAUUUUCAAACUUGUUUGACAUAUAAUAUUAAGGUGAAUCCAGUUGAGCAAAUCUAUUGUACCUAAUGCUACAACAAUUUUAUGGUUGAAAAUGUAACAAUACCAUUUUUUUCCGGUAAAAGGUAUAUACACUGUGCUCCACUUAUUCUAUACGCAAAUCAGCUGAGGAACAUGACAAGUGUAAAUAGUUCAACCGGUCGACAGGUGUGAUGUAGGGACACACUUUUCAACCCCUUUUAAUCAAAUGUAUUUAUAAAGCCCAUUUUACAUCAGCAGAUGUCAGCAGUCCUAUACAGCAGUCCUAUACAGCAAUCCUAUACAGCAAUCCUAUACAGCAAUCCUAUACAUCAGUCCUAUACAGCAGUCCUAUACAGCAAUCCUAUACAGCAAUCCUAUACAGAAAGACUAAAACCCCAAACAAUGCAGACGUAGAAGCAGAUGUGAAGUGAAAAUAUAUAUAAAGGGGUUGUGAACUCUGUACAAAUGAUCAGUUUUCCAUGUUUGAUACAGUUUGUAUGCUUCAGAAUCAUAUAGGGAUAUAAAUGUAUAUUUUUUAUACGUCAUUUGUUUGCUUGUUUUCUCUGUAUAAUAGAGCAAACAGUAACAUGUAUAUCUGAAUAACAUCCUGUUUUUUUUCUCACUUGUGAUCAACUGAACAGAAUAAGGGGUUUAAGAUUUUAUAUGGACCAAAAGCAAAAUAGCAUGUGAAUGAUAUUCUCAGAAUAAUCGAUAGUUCUACACUGUAAAAAAAAAAAUAUAUAUAUAUAUCUUUCUUCUCCACUAUAAGAUCGAUCAUAAAACAUGUCAAACUAUUUAGUUGCUUUAGAAUUGUUACCUUACCGUUGCUGUAUGGGGCUUGCCCUUUGACUGGCAAUGGCAAACCCUAUCCCUAUCACAGCAUUCUCCAACCAUGUUCCUGGCGCGCUGCCAAGGUUUCCAAUCCAACCACAGAUGUAACUAACCUGAGUCAGUUGAUCUACCAACUAAUUAUUAGAAUCAGGUGCGCUAGAUUAGGGUUUGAGCGACAAAUUCAUAAGACGUUAGCUCUCUAGGAACAGGUUUGGAGAGCCCUGCUCUAGCACAUGAAGCAUACAGUAUGGGCAUCACCACAAUUAAGUUGUUUUCUUAUAAAUAAUUGUUAAGAUAACAAGCCCAAUUUUGCAAUACUUGUACCAUAAUAGUGACUUGUUAUAUUAUCACAUCCUAGUGGGCAAAAGUGGUGUAAAAUAUGUCUUUUGGAAAGAGAUGUGCAGUGGAAACAACGUAUUUUGAACCAUAUUUGCUCACUGGGAUAUGCUAUAUGUGAUUUCUAACAAUAAUAGUUGAACCAUCUGAGACUGAAUAGGCAACAACAACAAAAAGAUCCACUAUAUUGACAACUAAAAUAAAUGGAUUAUCUUUGCUAAAAUAUUUUCCAUGUACUACUGUAACCCCUUUCACUUUUUGUUAAUUUCUCUAAGCCAAUUACAUCAUUGUCAAUUUGUUUUCUCUCGCGAAUGCAAUGUGUAUGCAUACAAACAGUUUGUAAACUGAUAAUGAUAAUUCCAUAUUCUGUUUAGACCAAUAUCGCUUCCACUGCUUUAGGGUUUAAUGUUAUUGAUAUGUAUAGAACAUGUUUAAAAUACAGAUAACGUUCAUGACUUUAGACAUCCACGUUGCAUUAAUAAAGAAACACUUUCAUAUAGCGGGUUAUUUCUUGAUCUUUUUUUCAAUGGAUCUUAUGCGUGUGUAACAUUUAAUGCAUGGAUGAGUAGGAAGGAAAGACGAUCAGUCAAUAUACAGAACUAUAUGGACAGCGUGGAAGUCUAUCGUAAUAACACAGAACAAAGAAUGAACGGCAAUGCUUUUAUAUUUCUGUUACAUACCAUAUAUUUAAGUAUGAAUCGUGUAUUUGAAUCAUAAUCAUGUAUACUUGAAUCAUGUAAAAUAUUGUUUUUAAAAAAUCAUAUCAGUCAUUCUGUAUAAAAUGUCAUAUGAUAAUAAAUGAAACUGU